Molecule: messenger RNA, 764 nt
Organism: Hibiscus syriacus
Lineage: Eukaryota; Viridiplantae; Streptophyta; Magnoliopsida; Malvales; Malvaceae
Product: BTB/POZ domain-containing protein At3g56230-like
Exons: 3
Coding region: 51-764 (237 amino acids)
Molecular function (GO): protein binding
Source: RefSeq, a predicted model, not a curated record
GCAACUUUGUUCAAGGCAACAAUGGAUUAAUAUUGUUCAUCUGUAGUUCAAUGCCAUUCAUUUUAAGGCCUCCAAGGAAUACAAUAUGCGGGGCCUGCUACGAAGGUGCCAUAAAUGUAAUCACUUUGAUGAACAAGCUCGAAAUUGAUCAUCAUUGUAAAUCAACUUCAGCAUCUUCUUCACCAAAUUCUUGCAAGCCACUUGGGAAUCUUAGCAAGGGGAUAGCAAACAUGAAGGAGAUGGAAGAAGAUCUAACCAAGAAAAUAAGCUUCUUGAGUGGACUUAUAGUGGCUUUUAGAGAUCAAAUUCACACUGAUAUUCAGCUCAAACCUGGCAACGACGGUCCUUCCAUGCCAGCUCACAGGGCUUUACUUGAAGCAAGAUCAGAGAUAUUCAGGAACAUGCUAGAUUCAGACGGCUGCAAAGCUCCACCAAGUGAUACAAUUACUCUACCGGAGAAACAUGCGUACUCGUUGUUCGAGGCGUCCCACAAGUACGAUAUUCCCAACUUGCAAGAUUUCUGCGAAAGAUACAUGUUCAGCUCAUUGAACGCCUCCAAUGUUCUUGAAAUUCUUGAGAUCUCCGAUGUUUGUUCCAACAAAACAUUAAAGGAAACUGCUUUGAACUCGAUUGUUAGAAAAAUGGAGGACGUUGUGUUUUCGGCAACGUAUGAAGGUUUUGCACCCAACAAUCUUCAUCUUGGGGUGCAGAUUACAAGGGAAUUUUUAAUGGAUGCCAAAACCAAAAGAAUUAAUGGAGUUUGA